This is a messenger RNA of Danio rerio (zebrafish), 1238 nucleotides long. It is a transcript of the gene wars2, whose product is annotated as tryptophanyl tRNA synthetase 2, mitochondrial. NCBI's taxonomy places the organism in Eukaryota, Metazoa, Chordata, Actinopteri, Cypriniformes, Danionidae. Gene Ontology annotation, molecular function: aminoacyl-tRNA ligase activity; ATP binding; tryptophan-tRNA ligase activity. Gene Ontology annotation, cellular component: mitochondrial matrix; mitochondrion. Gene Ontology annotation, biological process: tryptophanyl-tRNA aminoacylation; tRNA aminoacylation for protein translation. The record is from RefSeq and is marked provisional.
GAGAAGUUCAAGAUGGCGCUGUCCAUAAGGUGGAACGUGAAAUCUGUCUUUCGUUUUAUUCACAAGAGUAAUUUCCACAGAAGAUUGUUUAAAGCUGGAAAAGCGACGGCAUCAACGAGCCGCUCUAAAGGACUGGUUUUCUCAGGGAUCCAGCCCACAGGUAUUCCUCACUUAGGGAACUAUCUCGGAGCGCUAGAAAGCUGGGUGGCCCUUCAGGAUGAUUACAGCACAGUCAUGUACAGCAUCGUAGACCUUCAUUCCAUCACUCAGCCUCAGGACCCUCAGGUGCUACGAGAUAAUAUCAUGGACAUGGCUGCCAGCUUGUUGGCCUGUGGAAUCGACCCGACACGCUCCAUACUUUUCCAGCAGUCUCAAGUCUCAGAACACGCCGAGCUCUCUUGGAUUUUGGGCUGUCUGACCAGCAUGCCUCGUUUACGGCACCUGCCUCAGUGGAAGAUGAAAAGCAAGCAGAAGAAUGAAGGCAGUGUGGGGCUUUAUACAUAUCCGGUGUUACAGGCUGCAGAUAUUCUGCUCUACAAAUCCACACAUGUGCCAGUAGGGGAGGACCAGAUCCAGCACUUGGAGCUCGCCCAGGACUUGGCCCGUAUCUUUAACAACCAGUACGGAGAGUUCUUCCCUGAGCCUCGUGCCCUGCUCAGUGGCACACGCAAGGUAAAAUCUCUCCGGGAUCCGUCCUCAAAGAUGUCCAAAUCAGACCCCCAGAGGUUUUCUGCAGUCUUCCUGACCGACACGCCUGAUGACAUUGCACUGAAGAUCCGCAGAGCCGUGACUGACUUCACUUCAGAAGUGACCUAUGAGCCCGAUACUCGACCAGGUGUAUCAAACCUGGUCUCCAUGCAUGCAGCUGUGUCAGGACAGACCAUAGAAGGGGUGAUCAGGCUGGCUGAAGGUAUGGACACUGGACAAUACAAGAAUAUGGUGGCCGAGGCUAUUAUAAAGAAACUGCAACCCAUUCGGCUGGAGAUCCAAAGACUGAGGGCCGACCAGGGCUACCUUGAGAGUCUCUUAGCCCAAGGAGCAGAAAAGGCACGUAGCCUUGCAGCUCCUGUAAUGAAGGAAGUGAGAAAACUACUGGGCUUCUAUUAAGGCCAUUUGUUUUAAGAUAUUCAUAAACUGUGAGAUGCAACACAAACAUAUCUUUGUCUAAGAGUCAUUUAGUUUACCAGUAAGUAAAUUACACAGCUGUCAUCACAGCCUGUUCAAACGCUCAGUUAAUU